AUGGAUGCCGAUAACGAGACGACACUGCAGCCCAUCCGCACUGGACGCUCGACGCGACAAUAUUUAUCACGAACGCGAUCGGACCGGUCGAACAAAUCGUACAGGUCACGCGAACGAUCUGGCUCAAGGCCAAGUCGACCAAGCAGUCCUCUACAACGACUCACCUCGGCAAACUUUAUUGACGACCAUGGUAUCUACCACCAUCACGCUGAGUCCGACUACGAGGAAAGAGUAGAGGAACAUGAAUCAGAACACGAUGGCAGCGAUGCUCUAUCACCACACUCGAGUUCGGAAACGGACAAGGAAAAGCAAGAGCCGGAUGAGAUAAUUAUGGAACCAUUCGGCGCAGAGACUGGACGCGAUCUAGAAGCGCAAUCAGAGAAUGAGAAGCCUCCGCUAUCGAGAAAGUCCACAUCCAAGUCAGUCAAGGAUCCGAAUCUAGUGACUUGGGAUGGUCCCGACGACCCAGAGAAUCCCAAGAACUGGGGCAAAGGCAGAAAGUGGGCAGCCACUCUUGUCGUUUCCUCUUUCACCUUUAUCUCACCGGUAUCCUCCUCAAUGGUUGCGCCAGCUAUCGGUGUCAUCUCCCACGACUUCAAUAUCACAAGCACUGCUGAGCAGCAAUUGGUUCUGUCCAUUUUCGUGCUUGCCUACGCCAUCGGUCCUCUUUUUCUCGGACCCAUGUCUGAGCUCUAUGGUCGUGUCAGAGUCCUUCAGAUCGCCAAUGCUUUUUACUUCGUCUGGAAUCUUGCUUGUGGCUUUGCUCAGAACAAAGGAGAAAUGAUGGCUUUCCGCUUUCUAGCUGGACUGGGCGGUAGCGCUCCUCUUGCUAUCGGUGGUGGUAUGCUCAGUGACUGCUGGAAGGCAGAAGAGAGAGGCAAGGCCAUCAGUAUCUAUUCACUAGCACCAUUGCUAGGACCCGCAAUUGGCCCUAUUGCUGGAGGUUUCAUCGCUGAAAACACCACUUGGAGGUGGGUAUUCUGGUCAACAUGUAUCGCCUGCUUCUUUAUCCAACUUUCGGGCGUCUUCUUCCUGCAAGAGACGUAUGUCCCAGAAUUGCUGAAGCGCAAGAAGCUGCGCUUGAUCAAGGAGACUGGAAACACAAACCUACACACCGAAUAUGAUGAUCCAAACCGCAAGCUCUCCGUUCAUCUGAAGACGGCCUUCACCCGUCCUUUCGUCAUGAUCGGAACCCAGCCCAUCGUCCAGUUUCUGGCCAUCUAUAUCGCCUAUGUGUAUGGUCUCAUGUACCUCGUCCUCUCCACCUUCCCAGGCCUCUGGACAGGCAUCUAUGGCGAAUCUACCGGAAUUGGUGGUCUCAACUACAUCUCGCUAGGCCUCGGAUUCUUCCUCGGCACACAGAUCGGCGCCCCAUUGAACGACUACUUCUACCGCACCCUCAAAAAGAAGAACAACAACGUCGGCCGCAGCGAGUUCCGCGUGCCCCUCAUGUUCCCAGGCUCUGUACUGAUCCCCAUCGGCCUGUUCAUCUACGGCUGGACCGCCGAAUACAAGACCCACUGGAUUGGGCCUAACAUUGGCGCUGCCAUAUUCUCCGCAGGCAACAUCUUGGUCUUCCAGAGUUGUCAGACGUACAUCAUUGAUAGUUACCAGAGAUAUGCGGCUAGUGCUGUUGCAUCCACGACGGUGCUGAGAUCGCUUGCCGGCUUUGGAUUCCCGCUGUUUGCGCCCGCUAUGUACGAUGCGCUGGGCUAUGGAUGGGGCAACUCUGUGCUAGGAUUUAUUGCUGUUGGGCUUGGGUUGCCUGCACCAUUCAUUCUGUGGAAAUUUGGUGAGAGGUUGAGGGCGAGGAGCAAGUUUGCUUCUGGAGCUUAA
Aureobasidium namibiae CBS 147.97 is the source of this 1836-nucleotide messenger RNA. Its product is annotated as MFS general substrate transporter. The record is from RefSeq and is a predicted model, not a curated record. Gene Ontology annotation, biological process: transmembrane transport. Gene Ontology annotation, molecular function: transmembrane transporter activity. The coding region runs from base 1 to 1836 and encodes 611 amino acids. The transcript has a single exon. Lineage: Eukaryota; Fungi; Ascomycota; Dothideomycetes; Dothideales; Saccotheciaceae.